AAUCCGAUGGUUGAUUUUUCCACAAGAAAAAUGCCCAAAUUUUAAGGUUAAAGCAAUUUAGUAGGAUCACGUGUGGACAGUAAUUCUGUAAUGCUAUAAUAAACCUAAGUAAGAACAUCCACACAGUAUUUUUCAUUGGCUUAACUAAAUUUGUUAAAAUAUAAUUUAGCUUAAUUUCAGCUUCCUUAUAGAGGUACAGCAGGUUUUUACCUGCAAACAGCAUCUCCUUGUCUGGAUGGAGACUGCACUUACUCAUUUUGCUGCUCCGAGUGCAUGACAGCAUGUUAGCAGUUAUUACUGAGCUUGGCUGAGACCUGCAUUUUCUAUUCAGUAACCCUGAUGAGUCCCUCUGUUUGGAUGUGUAAUUAUUUUCUCCAUGCUUCUCUUUAAUUAUGUUCUUGAAACACGGUGGUAAUGCACUGUAGGGUAUAUUUUACACACGUAUAUAGAUCAGAAUGUAUGUUAUUCAAACUUUGCUGCAUUAAUCUUUUAGGUCCAUUUCUGCUCAAAAGUGCACUCUUGUUUCUGAUGAUCAUAGGAGCUCACUAACGUUUCGGGAGGGUUACAAUUCACAUCUCUAAUUCAGUGAUGUAUGGUGAGCUGUCAGUGCAGUUCCCUUAUUACAUGCCAUGGCUGGACGGUGACAGGAGAAAAAAUGUUCUAAAAAGAAGAGUUGUAUGAUUUAACGUUAGAAACAUUUCCGAGGGAGAGGAGUAUGCCUUUUGUGAUCAGCAGCCGUGUCAUGUGCUAAAUGACUGUGUUAAUAUGUAAGUCUGUUUACCUGCUCAGACUCCCACAGUUGCAUUCACCACUGGUAUAGGGAGCUCUGGUGGAGUUACACCCACUCAUGCCAGCAGCGAAUUUGGCUGAGAGGCCCUAUUCCAGUGCCAUCAAAACACUGAUGCUGAAGCCAAGCCUUUCUGGAUUACAUUUUUUAAAAGUACCACCCUGGUUACUUUUUUCCAAAAGGUAAAAACUGCAGCUUAUUGCAAGAAAUGGAUGUCAUCCAGAAGCAGGAUGAAAGCUGUUACUGCUAUGUGCAAAACAGAACCAUGCACUUACAGUACCUGUGGUCGACUCUGCAGAUAAAAGUUAGCAGCAGAGGAAAGUUCCGGUUUGAGCCUAUUUCAGAAAACAACAACUGUCGGAAUUCAGAAACUGUUCUUGAGUUUGCUGCUUGUGCUGUUCAAAUCCUCUGGAAGCCAGAGACAAGCACAGAAAGUGUUCUGAGCAUCAAACAAUAUGGAGAGGAUGUUUGCUUCAAAAUACAACCCUUCAAAAUUGAACCGUACAUCGUGAGGGUGAAAAGAGAAAUGCUAGAUGGAAAGCUCUUGUUUUUGUUUGUAGCUGGAAUUUUUCUGUUCCAUUUUGCAAACAGCCUGAGCAGGAGUGCCAAGUUCUUUUAUCUGUCUGGAAUAAUACUGGGUGUUCUUGCUCUCCUAGUCUUUGUCCUGCUGACACUUAAAAGGUUUAUUCCAAGGCACAGUACCUUCUGGAUUUUAAUGAGUGGCUCCUGGAUGGUCUCCCUCUAUUUUAUUUACUGCUUCAAAGAGAAUAUACAGUGGUUGUGGUCUGAACACAAAAGCUACCUGUUGGGGUAUUUUCUGGCUGUUGGGAUUACCAGCUUUGCCAUUUGCUAUCAGCAUGGGCCGCUGACCACAGAGCUCAGCAUAACCUUGUUCACAUGGACGCUCCAAUUCACAGCCUUUGUCCUGAUCUACUUUGGUGUCACCAUCCCUCAAGUUGCAUAUGCAGUCAUAGCAGUCAGCCUCUGCUCCAAAGGCCUGUGCUACCCCCUGGGUGCUGCCUGUCACAUCGCCAGAAAAAUGAAGCAUCACUUUAAAUCAAAAAAAAUGGUGUUUAAAUACCUCACUGAAGAGGAAUAUCGAGAACAAGGUGAAAGUGAAACUAUCAGAGCUCUGGAGGAGCUGCGCUCGUUCUGCAGAAGCCCUGACUUCCCAUCGUGGAUAGCUAUAUCCAAACUCCAGGCCCCACACAGGUUUGCAGCUUUUGUUCUGGGAUCUCCCCAUGUCUCACCUGCAGAAACAAAGGCCCAUGAUGAGCAGUUUGGCAUUGGGAGCCCCUUCCUGGAAGAGCAGCUGUUUGAGACAUGGGCACAGUCUGAGCAAGAUGAGCCAGCCAAUUCUGUCCAUGAAGAAGAUGAGGAGAAUGAAAGUGAAAUGCAUACACAAAUUCCAUUUCCAUAUGCUACGGAGCUGCUUUGAGAAAUAAUAGCAAAAAAAAAGAGACAGAAAACACACUUGUCCUAGAAAGAGAGGAUACAGCGUAGGAACUCAUAUACUUGGCCUUUUCUUGUGGUUGCUGGUGGACUAAGAAGGAUUUUUGAACAAACUGUUUCCUGUAUCACCAAUAUUGCCUGAUUAGAGCAAGAAAACCAUAGAAGCUGUUUAAGUGAAGAAGAAUCUCAUGCUGUGGGUAUUUUCACUGGGGAAACAAACAUUGUGUAUUUCCAAGGCAAGUACUGGAGACUGCCUGUCCACCAGAAUGCCGCCUUUUACCAAGGACACUACCUCUAGUAAACAGAAUCUGUUUUGGCCCUUUCCAUCAUCAAGUCCUCUGUGCUGAGCACUUGAGGGAGGAAAAGCCAUUUUUAAUGCUCUUUUUUUACUAAGUACCUUCUGUGUCAACACUUCUGAUAAUGCUGUUAGAGGUCGAUAAACUGUGUUUGUUGUUUGUGAGACUUUUCAGAGAGAGCUAACGCAGCUGAACAAGGUUUGUUUCCUCUUCUGGCUGGGCUUGUCUAUUAGCUUCAUCCUGCCUCUGCCUUUAGUUUUAAGCUCCCUUUGCCCCUCAGAAUGCUGUCUGACUUUUCACCCUCUGCCCAUAUUAUUCUGUUUUUGAUCUCUGCUGUAGUUAUACUGCAUUUUGUUCUUUCCAAGUCUUUGUUUAUUUACAUACUUUCUUCCCUCUUGUUCAGAUCUUCUGCUAAACCUUUCUCUAGCCCUCUGCUUCUCCACCUCUAACAGUGCAGAUGGCUUAGGAGAGGUUUUCCAUCCCCAAACAUUUUUGCUAUUGCCUCCAGUUUCCGUGUCACAUUACCUCAGGCGGGUGCUGUUGUCUCUUCCAGGCCUCUCAAGAGCCCCAGAAAGGCCACAAAGGCUGAGGCUGUUUCAGCUGCUUGGAAAAACUGCUAUUAGCAGGGCCAGAGUGCUGCAGUGUGCCUGGAACUGGCCUCAGAGUACUCACUAGUUUGUUCACUGAGUAAGAAGCACAAAAUCAUUCCUGGCAAAUAAAUGAGGGAAGAUACCUUGCUUUCACCUUCCCUUUCUCAGCUGUCUGUGGGACUUCUCACAGGAG
Messenger RNA from Prinia subflava (tawny-flanked prinia), 3318 nucleotides. It is a transcript of the gene NEMP2, whose product is annotated as nuclear envelope integral membrane protein 2. Bases 996 to 2225 code for a protein of 409 amino acids. Gene Ontology annotation, cellular component: nuclear envelope. The record is from RefSeq and is a predicted model, not a curated record. Lineage: Eukaryota; Metazoa; Chordata; Aves; Passeriformes; Cisticolidae. The transcript has 9 exons.